Messenger RNA from Trichoderma aggressivum f. europaeum, 3492 nucleotides. RefSeq lists its product as uncharacterized. The transcript has 6 exons. Gene Ontology annotation, cellular component: plasma membrane. Bases 1 to 3492 code for a protein of 1163 amino acids. Gene Ontology annotation, biological process: transmembrane transport. The record is from RefSeq and is a predicted model, not a curated record. Gene Ontology annotation, molecular function: transmembrane transporter activity. Lineage: Eukaryota; Fungi; Ascomycota; Sordariomycetes; Hypocreales; Hypocreaceae.
AUGGGCUUGUUCUCCAAGACUACCCCUGAGGGGGACGUGACUGCUGUUGCUCCAGAGGUUGCCGAUGAAAAGGGCAGUGGACAGAACAAUCCCGUGGAAAAUUCCGACUUCAACGAUGACUUGGAGAAAGAUGCGCAAGGGGGUGUCCAGAAGAUCGAGGCUGCGGCCCAAGUAUGGACCAAGUGGCACAUGGUUGCUGCCUAUGUGAUUAUCUGGCUUGUUUACUUCGUUACAUCGAUCGAAGAGGUCGUUACCGGCGCUCUCAACCCCUUCGUCACCAGUUCUUUCCAACAACACUCCUUGACCGCGGCUACCGGUAUCAUGGCUAGUUUGUUCGGUGGACUGACAAAGCUUCCCUUGGCCAAGAUCCUCGACACUUGGGGUAGACCUCAGGGCUUGCUUCUCACUCUGUUCAUUUGGGUGAUUGGAUUUAUCAUGAUGGCUGCUUGUAACAACGUCGAGACAUAUGCUGCCGCUCAAGUCUUUUCAUCCAUUGGAGCCCAAGGCGUCAGCUACUGUAUCACCAUCUUCAUUGCCGACACAACCUCCCUCCUCAACCGAUCCCUGAUGCUUGCUUUUGCAACAUCUCCCUAUAUCGCGACAACCUUCGCCGGCGGACCAAUCUCGGAUAGUGUCAUCGCUGGAAUUGGCUGGCGAUGGGGCUUUGGAAUAUGGGCCAUUGUGACCCCGGUCGUCGUCGGACCCCUUGGGUUCCUCUUCAUCUGGAACCACGUCAAGGCUCGUAAGCAAGGGCUGCUGGAAUCGAAAUCUGGCCCACUUACUCUUGCUUCGAUGAAAAAAUACUGCAUUGAUGUCGAUCUCAUCGGCAUCCUCAUUCUCGCUACUGGAAUGGCCUUGUUUCUGCUUUCCUUUUCCAUCUACUCAUACCAGGCUGAGCAGUGGCGAGCGCCGAUUAUCAUUGCCUUCAUCAUCGUUGGUGCCCUUCUCAUCAUCGCGUUUGUCUUCUACGAGGCGUACCUGGCUCCUGUCAAAUUUGUGCCGGUGAACCUUCUCAUGGAUCGGACAGUAUUCUUCGCAGGACUCAUGUUCCUUUUUGUCUUCGCCAACUCGGCCAUCUGGGGCGGCUAUUUCAGUUCUAUGCUGCUGGUUGUCUGGAAUACUGGUAUUACCAAAGCCACUUACAUUGGAAACAUUUACCGCGUCGGCUCUUGUUUCGCGGCUCUCGUUCUUGGUUACUUCAUCCGCUUGUCUGGGAGGUUCAAGUGGUCCGCAACUUUGUAUGCCCUUCCUCUCAUGCUCCUAGGAGUCGGUCUCAUGAUCCAUUUUCGACAGCCUGACCAGAGCAUUGGCUACGUUAUCAUGACACAAAUCUUCGUUGCCUUUGCUGGUGGUCCCAUGGUCGUCGCUGGAGAAAUGGCCAUGAUGGCUCCUUCAGACCACCAACAUGUCGCUGUUAUUAUGGCUAUUCUCGACUUAUUCUCAAGCAUUGGCAGCGCCCUUGGAUCAACUAUUGCUGCCGCCAUCUGGACAGGUACAUUCAAAAAGAACCUGAUCAAAAAUCUUCCAGCCGAUGCCCCGGUCGACGCAAUCUUCAGCAGCAUCUACACCCAACUUGGAUACCCUGAAGGCACAGCAAUCCGACACGGGAUUUCCCUUGCCGAUACAACAAUGAACGUACAUACCUGUAUUCAUGCUGCUAGCGUCGGCACAAAGUCUCCCAUUGGUCUAUUGCAUCUGCCUACAUCUACCUACAUGUAUGCAGUGAUAAGUCGUAUCUUAGCUAUCUACCAUCUUCCGUUCAAGCCGCCAUUCUUUAUUCCCAUCACUCCAGCACUGUCGAUCCAGUACAUUACGAUGACAAACAAAUUUAUCAAUAAAGCGGCGAGAGAAGCAGUGAAAGAAGCGGUAAAAGCUUCACGCCGGAAUAUAAACCCGAGCAGCUCAAAAAGCGUUCAAAACACGACCGGAAUCACGAUUAAAACAUUCCGCGAGUCAGAUGAGACUACCUGGAGCUAUGGAUCAAAUCAUGUGGAUGGCGCUUCAAGGUUCAUCACUGUGAGCGGCCUUCUAGCACAUACAAAUGCCGAAUUCUCUCUUGUGGAAUGGCGGGACUUGGAUUGGCAUAAUGUCGACGGUCGACUUCCCAAAUAUAUCGCUCUAUCGCACACUUGGAGCUCUUCCCCGGAAGUCAUGCGACUUAGCAAGAUUGCAAAUCGACCUCUAGAUAUUGACAUCGGCGAGACGUCCCCAUCUACAAUCAGUUGGCAUGGCCUGCGUCAAGCAGCGCUUGCCGCUCGACAUUUGGAAUGUGACCUACUGUGGCUUGAUUUCAUCUGUAUUGAUCAAAACUCUCCAGACGACAAAAACCUCCAGGUUCCCAACAUGGGUAACAUAUACAAGAAUGCGACUGCAGUCAUAGUCAUGCCUGGUGGCGUUUCUGCAGCUCAAGAUUUCGAGAUUGAGACUGAAUGGGCAACUCGAGCUUGGACAGUUCAAGAAGCAGCUCUGUGUCCCAAGACAUAUGUGCUGGGCAUGGAUUAUGUGUGGUCACUCAUGCGAAAAGUUGAUGACUAUCGUUUUAAGGUGUGUACCUCGGGCGCCUACUCAACUUUUGACUACGUUGAGGAUAGUCUUGCAUUGGGAGAUCUACGAGGCAUGCUGGAGAAUAUCCAAGGUAGUGCUGAUGUUCAUAUCACCAACAUGAACACAGGCAAAGUUGUCCGAAAGGGGACGUGGGUGUUGAAAUGUCUCGGCGAUGGCGCAGUUGUUUGGGCUUUCGCAGCCCUUUUAUUGGCUACAACGCCCGCCAUGAGGCAAGUUGGUAUUUGGCGGAGUUUAUGGUUGCGAAAGUCAAAAUAUCCCCAGGAUACAGUGUAUAGCAUGAUGCAUUUGCUGGGUGUUCAAAUCGAGGUCGAUUACAACCGCAGUAGAGAAGACCUCAUUGCUGAGGUUGUGAGGAAGACAUCGACCUCAUUCCCGUCGUGGCUGGAUAUUAUGAAACACGACGCGCCCCGCGAACUUCGACAGAGGCUGUUUCCUACCAUCCCGACCUUUGAUGUCCAGCAAACCCCGAUAUUCACACUCGAAACGCAGCCCGUUGCUGUUGAAAAGUAUAUCUUGACUAUGACGUACAUGAAGUCAUUCAAUAUCAAGAUUCUGAUUCCUGCAGCUGCUUCUGCGGACAAUGGCGAUCUUGUGUGUACAGAAAUCUUUGAGAUUCAAAACAACCGAGCCAAUGAGCCCUUAGUUAUCAAUGGCUAUGGGGAAGCAUAUCACUGGAGUUUAUCAAACGCCGACUCAACUCACGUCAUGCUCAUAGGGGCCGAGGACUGCAUUUUUUUCUCCGAUGGGCGCUUUCAACACCUAGCCGCAUAUGAAAUUGGGAAAUCCAAGAGUGGCGCCUGGGAAUGUUUCCCAAGAGAUGGUGGUGUGCCUGAAGAUUUUGUGGGCAAAACAAGAAGAAGUCAUUUGCUGAUAGGGGGAUCUCCGGGAUCAAAAAUAACCGAGUGUGAUUGCGCCGAUGGUGAUUGA